UGGGACGCCGGGAGGGAACUUGAGUGCAAACUUCAGGGAGAAUGCGCCAAACGCCGGCCGCCUUGGCCCUUCUGCUGCUCCUGGUGCUGGGGGUGGAGGAGGCAUCCUCCUCGGGCUACGAGGUCGAGCACAAUGACUCGGUCAGCGGCCCCAGGAAGGCCAGGCUGGCUGCCCAAACCUCAGCAGAUGUGGUCCGCUGUUUGAUCAGCGCCCUCCAGGUGGGCUGCGAGAUUUUCGCUUGCCUGGAAAACGCCACAUGCGAAACGGGCGGCAUGUACGACAUAUGCAAAUCCUUCCUGUACAGUGCUGCUAAAUUUGACACUCAGGGGAAAGGCUUUGUCAAGGAGAGCUUGAAGUGCAUCGCAAGCGGAAUCACGUCCAAGGUGUUCCUUGCCGUUCGGAGAUGCUCUACGUUUCAGCGCUUGAUUUCAGAAGUGCAGCAGGAAUGUUACAAGAAGCUGGACAUCUGCAGUGUUGCCAGAAGGAACCCAGAAGCCAUGGCAGAAGUCGUCCAGCUUCCAGACUAUUUCUCAAACAGGUAUUAUAACAAGCUCUUGAAAAGCUUAUUGGAAUGUGAUGAAGAGACGGUGAGGACCGUAAAGGCCAGCCUCAUGGCCAAAAUUGGACCAGACAUGGCCAGCCUUUUCAAUACGCUGCAGACGGAUCACUGUGCCCGAAUCCAGCCGCGAGCAGACUUCAGCCGGAGGCGCAUCGCCGAGCCCCAGAAGCUCAAAAUCUAUUUCAGGAAUCUCCAAGGCGAGGGCCUGGCUCAGCCCCAUAUGAAGCGCGCCUCUUCCGAAAGCGUGUGAGCGUCACGAGAGCGUAGGGAAUCAAUCCAAGCUCUACCAAAGUUGGGAAAUUAUUCCUUUUUUUUGUUUUGUUUUUCUUUAGCAUUCACGACAUGCCAGAAAAUGUACUGUAACCGAUUCUGAAGGACACUGAGCCAGUCUAUGCAUCCAUUCAGCAAAGCCCUUCCGUGUGGUCCAGCCGUAUUGGGAUUCCUAAGGGGAAUAGCGGAGGAAAGAACUGACAAAGCCACCUCUGAGUAUUCCUCACCUAAAUCUAUGACAUUGAUGGGUUUAGUUAUGUCAACAGGCAACUUAAUGUCUUUAGCUUCCUUUUGUUGUUCAUUCGUUCAGUCGUCUCCGACUCUUCGUGACCCCAUGGACCAGUCCACACCAGAGCUCCCUGUCGGCCGUCACCACCCCCAGCUCCUUCAAGGUCAGUCCAGUCACUUCAAGGAUGCCAUCCAUCCAUCUUGUCCUUGGUCGGCCCCUCUUCCUUUUGCCUUCCACUUUCCCCAGCAUAAUUGUCUUCUCUAGGCUUUGCUGUCUCCUCAUGAUGUGGCCAAAGGACUUCAACUUUAGCUUCCUUUAGAAUUGAUCUAAACAUUCCUGUUGGGGAUAACACCAUUGCAACCUAUUUCAGUCGCCCAAUUUGACAGGGACUUUUUGAGUGGCCCCAUUAUCUGUGUUAUCUAGUGGUAUCGCCUCUGGAAAUCUAAACUGCAUGCUUGGUAUGAAUGUAUAGACUGGUCCCUGGGAACUAGUGUUAGGUUUUUAAAUUUCGAUUUCCAGCCCCUGCGCUUCAGGUUUCCAGUUAGGGAACCAAUCUUCCUCAAAUGGAAGCACUCUUUGGGCUCUUUCUCGGCAAAGAAAUCCAGUCCGUCGGUGGCUUUCCGCAGAAGAGAAACCACAAAGCACUUCUCCAAUAAACACCAAGCUUUUUUUCCUGCCCUGAUUUUAAUGAGAAUGCAGAUCAUUCGUAGAGACGUCAUGUUCCUAAUCCUCGAUCGAUCCAAAAAAUGCAUUUGUUGCACAUCAUCGGUAUGUCUGGAGCUUGUGUUAUGACUAUGUAGACAAAUAAGAGAAACAAUAUGGACCCGCCGUGGUCCUCAAGCUGUGGUCUUACUUUUCUCAGGUCUGAGAGUCCCUUAAAUGCAUGCUUGAAACCAAGUGAUGGAAAUUUUGCCCAUUCUA
Anolis sagrei ordinatus is the source of this 1979-nucleotide messenger RNA. RefSeq names its product stanniocalcin 1 (gene STC1). Gene Ontology annotation, cellular component: extracellular region. Gene Ontology annotation, biological process: intracellular calcium ion homeostasis. Lineage: Eukaryota; Metazoa; Chordata; Lepidosauria; Squamata; Anolidae. Gene Ontology annotation, molecular function: hormone activity. The record is from RefSeq and is a predicted model, not a curated record.